Messenger RNA from Styela clava, 3355 nucleotides. RefSeq names its product IQ motif and ubiquitin-like domain-containing protein. Gene Ontology annotation, biological process: flagellated sperm motility; cilium assembly. Gene Ontology annotation, molecular function: protein binding. Gene Ontology annotation, cellular component: acrosomal vesicle; motile cilium. NCBI's taxonomy places the organism in Eukaryota, Metazoa, Chordata, Ascidiacea, Stolidobranchia, Styelidae. The record is from RefSeq and is a predicted model, not a curated record.
GCGACAUUAGAGAGAGACGACGGUCAAAAUCGAAGUGUCAACUUUUCAAGGAAAUGCCUCAAUUUGUCGAAGCGAAAAUAUAAAAGUUCUUUAUCGCCCCCCUAUGGAUACAUUAAGAGAUUUAAAUUCGAUCCUAUAAUGCCUCCAGUGUUGGUAGUCAUGGUAAUGUAGACAGGAGUCGCGAUACACACAGCGCUCACCCUCUCUGUCUGAGCUCUUUUUAGCAAAACUGUUUUUAGGUUGUUCAGAAAAACGCGCGAAUUUACGACAUGGAAGAAGAAACAUCUAAAGAGGAAGGAACUGUUGAACCAGCCAAAACAACGACUGAACAGGAAACAGAAGAAAAGAGCAAGACAGCAGAGGUAGCAGACACCAAUGCUGAACAGGUAGAAACUUCUACAGACCAACCAACAGAGACGAAUACAGACAAACCAUUAGAGACCAAUACAGACCAACCAACAGAAACCAAUACAGACGAACCAACAGAUACCAUUGUAAAUGAACCAGCAGAGAACAAUGUAGAACAACCAGCAGGGACUAGUGAAGACCAGGCUGCUGAGACCAUUUCUGAGCAACCAGCAGAGCCGAGUGUAGACCAAGCGGCAGAGACCAAUGCUGAGAAACCAGCAGACCAAGCUGCAGAGACCAAUGUAGAGCCGUCUGUAGAUAAAGCUGCUGAGACACCAGCAGACAAAGUUGCCGAGACCAAUGUUGAACAACCAGCAGCAGCCAGUGAUGAGCAGUCUGCUGAGAAUAAAACAAAUGCACCUGUAGAGACCAAUGCAGACCAGCCUCAGGAAAAUAACAACCAAACUGAGACUGCACCUACCAAUACUGAAGAACCUGUAAUAUCAACCAAAAAGCCUCCAGCAGAAUCAGAACAACCACAGCUUAUUGCUCCAUUACCAAGUGGAGUUGGUACAGAUGAUAUAUCAACUGAAAAACAAACUGAUGAUGCUCCAACUGUUACAACUGGUGGAGCAGAAACAUUGGAAGAAAAGCAAACAGAUAGAGGCCAAGACCAACAAAGUCAACCAGAAACUGCAGAAACGCAAAAAGAAAAAGAAGCAACUGCCACUGUUAAAUUUCAACUUCUACCGAGCGCUGAAGUAAUAACAAUAGCAUCUGCUCUCAGUACUAGCAUAUCAACCUUGAAAGAAAAUGCAUUGAAAGAAAUUGAAGAUACAAAGUCUGAGUUGCAGAUUAGAUGCAAUGGAGAAGAAGUCAAUCUUCAAAGCACUUUGCUUGAUUUAGGAGUCAAUCCUAACGGCACGAUACAGUUUGAGAUAUUAUCAACAGAUCCAAAUAUAUCACUCAAAUCUGUAAAAGGAAAGAAAGCACCACGGACCCCUGAUUUUAUUACAGUUCGGGUUGCUAAAGAAAACAACGAAUUCCGAGAAGUUGUUGUUGAAAUUGAACGACAGCAAAGAAAGAAAACAUUUCUUGGUGGUUUCAGACAUAAAUUGUCUGGUACUCAGUUUCAUCACGCUGCAGCACAAACUGCUCAGAAAAAAGUCAAAGCAAGUGAAGUUGAAAAAUUUACCAGAGAUUGUCAGACAGUUUUUGAAAAGAACAGUACGCAGCAGACAACUAAUGUAACAUCGACACAAAUGCCAAAAGUUGGUUGUUACAUUUCUACAGAUGAAGACAUAAUAUUAACACCACGAAAAUAUAUCACUUAUGACGAAUAUAUGAAAAAGAGAAUUAAAGCAGUCGUUGUUCUGCAAUCAUAUUUUCGUCGAUGGCAAGCUAGACAUCUCGUGGAUGAAUUAAAACUGGAUCGUGACCGUCGAAUUGAAUGGGAGAGACAAGAAGAAAUCAGAAAAAGGAGAGAAAAAGAAGAAAGAAUUAAACAAGAAUUUGAGAAAAGAAUCAAUCCAAAAACUCGAGAAGAUUUUGAUUUGCUGUAUUCUGCCCUGGAAAAAUGGAGACUUGAAGAACUUGGUCAUAUUGACAAUGAAUUUACCGGAGCAGAAAGAAAGGCAGCUUUAUGUGCGUUACUUGAACAAGAAACUCAACUUAUUGGUUCAAUUGAUCGUCGAAAAAUUGAUGCUUAUAAAGAUGGAAAAGAGAAAAAGAUUUUGCAGUUUUUGGAUAAGGCAGCAGCUCCAAAAAGGUGGAAAGCAUAUGAUGGCCGACAUACAGAGAUGGAUACCCAAUAUACAAUUCGAGCAAAAGAAUUGAGAGAUAUAUACAACAGUAUCAAUAUGAAGUAUCUCACACAAGAUGAGAGGCUCGACGUACUUCUGACAUUAAAACACACUGUGAAGGAACAUGAUUGUAAGUUGACAAGAGAGAUUACUGAACUUAUAGAUCGUGAAGCAGAUCUGCUUAUGAGAGGAGUCAGGGACACUAAUUUAGAAGGAUUGAGAAAACGAAUUUCUACAUUGUUUCUGCAAUAUUGUAAGAAUCCACUUUUCAAUCCAGAGGCUGCUCGACUACUCAAGGUUCCACAAGAUCCCAGUACUUUGGUUCGAGAUAUAUACUUCUGUCCAAGUUCGAACCAAUACCUACCGUCCACUGAAUUUCAACUUACUUCCAAGUCAAGGGCUGUUGGAAAAAGCAGAAAGGUUCAGCAACUGGAUAAUGAAGCUCGUACAAGACAAGAUUAUUCUCAUUAUCGAAUCAUGUUACGAGCACUUCGACAAUCAGAAGAAGGUUAUCAUGAUAACAGCAAAAUUGCAUACUUGAUACAGGAAAAAGAUCUUCAAUACUUGAUUGAAAAUAUCUGGGGAGCACAAAGUAUACUGAGUUCAUGGGAUGAUUUGUAUGAUCUUGUAUUAGUAAGAUGGGAUAGAGAUGAAGAAUGGUCACCAUGGAAUACUAUACUUCUUACAAAAGAUGAAGCGAUUGCUCAUAAUAAACUUGAUCACUUACAAGAGGCAUACAGCAGGCAGUUUGUUUCUAAAGUCUGUCACAAACACACACUGGCUCGUGUCCAUUUUGUCAAAUUACCAGGAAUGGCAGAAGCAUUGAGAAAGAAGGCUUCAGGAUCACAAAGAUUACCAGGACCAGGAAAAGUGGAAGGAAUCAGUGCUCUCAGUGCAUAUUAGGAACAAUUUUUACAAUUUUGAGUUUUUUAUUUUAUUUGCAGUUUUUGAUGGUUACAAAAAACUUUACAAAUUUUUCUCAAAAAUUCAAUUGCAAUGUAAAAAAAUGUUGAAAUCCUCUUAUAUAGCAUGAGACCAUUUCAUCUUCAAAAGCAAAUUUUUAGCCGAAAAUAAUAUACAACUUAUGUGUGUUUUUCAACCGUUAUCCUGUUCAUUUUUCAUAAUGAAUCCUUCCUAUUAAAAUGAUAUUUCUUGUUCUCUAUAUCUUAUUUUAUGUAAAAUAAUAAUGAAAAAUUAAUAUAUAA